This is a messenger RNA of Hansenula anomala, 441 nucleotides long. Its product is annotated as CCDC12/cwf18 family protein. The record is from RefSeq and is a predicted model, not a curated record. Gene Ontology annotation, cellular component: post-mRNA release spliceosomal complex; U2-type spliceosomal complex. Lineage: Eukaryota; Fungi; Ascomycota; Saccharomycetes; Phaffomycetales; Wickerhamomycetaceae. The transcript is spliced from 2 exons. Bases 1 to 441 code for a protein of 146 amino acids.
AUGUCUCUAGAAUCUCAAGCAUCCGAAAGAAAGAAUAGAUUAGCGGCCCUAAGGAAUAAAAGGAAACCAAACACUUUAGAAGUGUCUGAUGAACAAGCUACCAAAAAACCAACACCAGAACAUACAAUAAUCUCAAGAAAUUAUAAUCCAGAGACCCAAGAGCCAAUACUAGGCUUUAAUAAACCUCCAACUACAUUAGAUGAAAAUGCAGAAACUGUUGAAGCAGUUUCUCAAAAGAUACAAGAUGAAGUAUUAUCAAAAUUUGCCAAAACUGCAGACCUAGGUUUUACAAAUAAUGAUCAAAUAAGGACAAAGACAGUGACUAGUGAUUUGAUGAGAGAUUUGCAACCAAAAUUAGAUAUACUUCAAGAACGUACUGAUGAAGCUAUCAAUAAGAUUGUUAAAGAAAAAGUUCAAAAACUUCGGGAGAGGAAUAGUUAG